Verticillium alfalfae VaMs.102 is the source of this 795-nucleotide messenger RNA. Its product is annotated as ribonuclease H2 subunit A. NCBI's taxonomy places the organism in Eukaryota, Fungi, Ascomycota, Sordariomycetes, Glomerellales, Plectosphaerellaceae. Gene Ontology annotation, cellular component: ribonuclease H2 complex. Gene Ontology annotation, biological process: DNA replication, removal of RNA primer; mismatch repair. Bases 1 to 795 code for a protein of 264 amino acids. The transcript has a single exon. Gene Ontology annotation, molecular function: RNA binding; RNA-DNA hybrid ribonuclease activity. The record is from RefSeq and is a predicted model, not a curated record.
AUGGGCGACACACCAAUGACGGAAGACAUCGCUCUCGAAACUCCAAUCCCAGGCGUCUACAUCCCACCCUCAGUCAACAGGCCAGCGACCCUCGCAGGCGACUCGUACACAUAUUACUCGCCUCUGCCGCCGAAUCUCUCGCCGACACCUCAAGAUGCCGCCUCGUCUGCCGUGCCAGAGCUCGCAGCCCCCGACUCGCCCGCCGUCUGCCUCGGAAUCGACGAGGCCGGCCGCGGCCCUGUCCUCGGCCCCAUGACCUACGCCGCCUUCUACCUCCCCAUGCCCCUCUCCGACCCGCUCCUCCGCGAGACGCACCAUUUUGACGACUCCAAGGUCUUGACGCCCGCCGUCCGCUCUGCCCUCAUGCGCGCCCUCUGCAGCCCGUCCACCGACCUCGCCGCCUCGUGCGGCUACGCCGUCCGCUCCCUUUCGGCCCGCGACAUCGCCUCGGGCAUGCUCAGCACCGCGAACCCCUACAACCUCAACGCCCAGGCCUUUGACGCCACCGUCGAGAUCAUCAAGGGCGUCAUCGCCCGCGGCGUGCGCGUCGAGGAGAUCUACGUCGACACCGUCGGCCAGCCCGCCGCCUACCAGGCCAAGCUGCAGCGCGUCUUCCCGAGCGUCAAGAUCACCGUCGCCAAAAAGGCCGACAGCCUCUACCCCUGCGUGUCGGCCGCCUCCGUGUGCGCCAAGGUCACGAGGGACGCGGCGCUCGAGGUCAUGUACGAGGCCCACAAGGCCGCGAACGGGGGCCACGGGGGUGCUGAGGACGGCGAGGGCAUGGCGUGGGGCUGA